AUGUCUCCCGCCUGUUUUAGCUAUUUUUUUCGAGGGGGCGGGGCCAGUCACGUCACGUCAUCACGCAACGCGGCGUACGACUCCCCUCGGCGUGCCGAGCGAUCGGAGGCCGCGUUCGUUUUUUGCCCUAUUUGGGCAACAAUUAAUAUUAAGGCCUUGAUCAUUGAAAACAAAAAAAAGGAUUGCAGGAGUGUAUCAUUUCUUUGGGAGUCACGUGACGUUCAACACAUAAGCAACAGCAAGGACAAAUCGUCUGAUCACAAGCAAAAGACGACCAAAAAAUCCUCUAAAAAGAAGAAACAGAAGCAAAGGAACGAAAGGUGCAAAAGCAAAGCGACCGAUGAGGACAGCAGCACAGAGGACAUGGAAUCGGACAAAGGACGAGAAAAGACGAAGGGGAAAAGACCCGUAACAGACACGCAAACAGAGCCUGAAAGGAAGAAAUGGAAAUUCGCGAAUGAAGAUGAAUUUGAGAGCUCUGAGGAGAGCUCUGAGCAAUGACUCGCUCCACCAUAAUAUAGUCUGCGGGACAAAAACUGCGGGACUAGUUACGUGCCGAAAAAGUGUCCGGAAGAAAAAGAAGAAUAAAAAGUUGUUGAAAAUGGCCGCCACAGCAUUGUAAAAGUAGUGCUUUUCAAGCACUACUAAUAAUAAUAAUAAGCCAAAAACCGCAGGUUUCUCUCCCGUAAUCGAAAACAGGCAGGGCGAGGCCUUAGAAAAUUAAUAGCACACCACACACGAACGGGCCGCACGUUUUGAGGUACCACCCGUGGUGCUGGGACCAAAACUGCAAGAGUAGUUAAGCUCUGAAAUAAUAGUAAUUUGCCACAGCAUUGUAAGAGUGGUGCUUUGCAAGCACUACUAAAUAUACAGUAAGUGGACAGAGCAGACGCAGCCUUUGUAGCCUGAACUCCCGUCUCCCAUGUACACAUGAAGCAUCGUAACAUUAUAGCAGGAGCAGAACUGAUUGCUCCAGAUACCGCUUGUUGUUCAAAAAUAACUCAGAAUAGGCA
Molecule: messenger RNA, 1013 nt
Organism: Silurus meridionalis
Lineage: Eukaryota; Metazoa; Chordata; Actinopteri; Siluriformes; Siluridae
Product: NF-kappa-B-activating protein-like
Exons: 3
Coding region: 1-501 (166 amino acids)
Source: RefSeq, a predicted model, not a curated record